AGACAGUAGAGCAUGAUAUUUGUUAAAUGUCAAUACACAAAUGGGCCCACUACGGGGUUCUAUGAUCAAUGCCAUUUCUUUUCGUUGUCAAGCAAAAUGGCGGAUCAGACAGAGAAAGCGUUUCAGAAACAGUUGACGGUGUUCCUCAACCGUAAAGGGGGUCUGAAGAGGAAGGACAUGAGACAUCAUAAGAAUGUUGGUCUAGGAUUCAAAACUCCAAGAGAGGCAAUUGAAGGUACCUACAUUGACAAGAAGUGCCCCUUCACUGGCAAUGUCUCAAUUCGUGGUCGUAUCCUUACUGGAGUAGUCCAAAAAAUGAAGAUGCAACGCACUAUAGUCAUCAGACGCGACUACCUGCACUACCUGCCUAAAUAUAACAGAUUUGAGAAGAGACAUAGAAAUAUGUCUGUGCAUUUGUCACCUUGCUUCAGAGACGUUGAACUCGGGGAUAUCGUCACUAUCGGCGAAUGCCGGCCACUCUCCAAGACGGUGCGAUUCAAUGUAUUAAAGGUUUCCAAAGGAAAGGGAUCCAAAAAGUCAUUCAGAAAGUUCUAAAUAAAAUUACUAUAUAAGUA
Molecule: messenger RNA, 575 nt
Organism: Pieris brassicae (large cabbage white)
Lineage: Eukaryota; Metazoa; Arthropoda; Insecta; Lepidoptera; Pieridae
Gene: RpS11
Product: 40S ribosomal protein S11
Exons: 4
Coding region: 13-555 (180 amino acids)
Biological process (GO): translation
Cellular component (GO): cytosolic small ribosomal subunit; ribosome
Molecular function (GO): structural constituent of ribosome
Source: RefSeq, a predicted model, not a curated record